Messenger RNA from Gilbertella persicaria, 1584 nucleotides. RefSeq lists its product as uncharacterized. The record is from RefSeq and is a predicted model, not a curated record. The transcript has 3 exons. Bases 143 to 1354 code for a protein of 403 amino acids. NCBI's taxonomy places the organism in Eukaryota, Fungi, Mucoromycota, Mucoromycetes, Mucorales, Choanephoraceae. Gene Ontology annotation, molecular function: histone H4R3 demethylase activity; sequence-specific DNA binding. Gene Ontology annotation, biological process: protein hydroxylation; positive regulation of translational termination; negative regulation of gene expression. Gene Ontology annotation, cellular component: nucleus; cytoplasm.
GCCCUAACCUAGACGCAAUAUUUCCUGCGUAAGCCUAUCAAAGAAAUACGAUAUACGAAUGCUAUACAGAACUAAGAUAUAGAAUAUUAAACUAUUGGUUUUUGACUUUAGAAAUGCAAACAAAAUCGUAGCUAGAUAAAUCAUGUCACAGGAACUGCUUUCAGACAUAGAUCUAGAGAUCCCAUACUAUGAAACACCUCCUUCAUACAAAGAGUUCUUGUCAAACCACUUGAUGCUAAACAAGCCGGCCAUCAUUGGAUCUGCUUUGACGCAAGAUUGGAAAGCAAGAAAAGAAUGGAUCAUACCAAUAACAGAGCCAGUAACUAGCAAUACUACACCUCAACCAAAAUAUAAACCAAAUUACCAAUACCUAAAACAACGCUUUGGGGCAGCAAAAGGACAAGUUGCUCGAUGUGAUAGACGUCAUUUCACAGAUCAAGAAAGAAUGAUCAUGUCUUUUGCAGAAUUUGCAGAUCUUUGGGAAGCGGCUGAUGGAAAACCAUCCGUGUACUAUCUAAAAGAUCUUCAUCUCGUGAAACUAUUUCCUAAAGAUAUUGCAUAUCAAGUUCCUGAAAUUUUUGAAGAUGACUGGUUGAAUGAGUAUUGGCUAAAACAAGGCGAGGAUGAUUAUAGAUUUACUUACCUAGGUGGUGAUUCGACUUUUACACCAUUUCAUGCAGAUGUAUAUCGAUCUUAUUCAUGGUCAAGUAACAUAUGCGGGAUCAAGAAAUGGACUUUGUUUCCACCUGGCCAAGAAGACCUAUUUAAAGAUAGAUUUGGCAAUAUGAUAUACGAUAUUCGAAAUGUAGAUACAGAGGAAUUUCCCAAGUUUAAGCAAGCGCGAUGCAUAGAAAUAUAUCAAAGAGAUGGCGAAACUAUCUUUGUACCCUCUGGUUGGUUUCAUCAAGUAGAGAACAUCGGUGCAGCUAUUUCUAUCAACCACAAUUGGAGCAAUGCAUGUAACCUAAUGAUGACAUAUCAAUCAAUCAAAAACGAUUUAGACGAUGUAAAAGCAGCUAUUCAAGACAUAAAGGAAAGUGUGAGCGAAAUGGAUUUUAUUGUUCAAUGCCAGCAUUUGUUGCUUGCACACAGUGGAUGGAAUUGGCAUACUUUUUUAAGCAUUCUUUGUUCUAUAGUAGACCAUAGAAGUGAUGGUGCACUUAAAGCCAGUCAGCCUGAUUUAAUAUGGCAGCUGGAUCAAAUAGAGAGGGUUCUAGAGCAAUGGGAGAAAGACGAAGAAGAAGAUUUGAUAAACUAUUUACGACAUCAAGAUGAUUUACAUAAGAAGUAUACAGUACUAAAAUCGAGUAUUGCAAGCAUUCGUUCUACUCAUAAAUUAUCCAUUCAACAGUAAAAAGCAGAAUAGUAGCAUGAAAAAAGUUUUUUUUUUCUUCUGACUUUCAUAUAAAAUGACACUAAUUUUAAAUGACAGAAAUUAUAACCAAAAUUGUAAUUGCCUUUGUAUUUUCUUAAUACCAUGUAGCUACAGUAGAAGUAUUGUAUAAAUUUGUCUAUAGAGUCGUUCUAAGAUUCUUUUAUUAUUUUUUUGCCACCUGUAUACAAGGCAAAGGAAAUGUGUACCUG